AUGGUGCAGUGGUGUACGCUUAUAAUCACUCAUUUUCUUGUGAUCAUUAGAUGGAUAUACCCGAGCAGGAGUUACCGCCUUCGUAUGAAUGUUAUCAAAAAUGGAAAGAGAGAAAUAGGCAUUCUGAAAAAGCAUGGCAGCGAUAAGAUUUUGAAGCCCAAACAAGAAGGAUUUCGUGGAGAAUGUGAGGUCAAUGUCUACAAGAUGCUCGAAAGGGCGUUGCGUCAGUCGACUUCCGGACAAGCGAGUGACAGUGGUGGAGGAGAUACCAAACUAGAUGGAUGGGCAGAAGUUAAUGUUCAAGACGUGAAAGGACUUGCUGAGUUGACUCCUGUCUUUUACGGCCUUACGUCUGUCAUGAUAGAUAAAGAGGAUCACGACUUCAUGAUCCUCGAGGAUGUGACAAAUGUUUACUCUCGACCUGCUAUUCUGGAUGUGAAGAUGGGCAAGAUUACUUACGAUCCUCUCGCUAAUGAAGUAAAAAGAGAGAAAGAAUUAACGAAAUAUCCACCACAGAAGAUUCUUGGAUUUAGACUGCUUGGCUACAGGAUGCAUCGCACUUCUGGCGAAGUAGUUGUCAAAGACAAAGAAUGGGGAAAAGCUCAUGACGAGAAAAAUGUCCUAGAUGGCCUUCUUGAGUUUCUCAGCGGUCGAGGUGUUGAUCCACGUUUGACGUCUGAAGUACUGACAAAAGUGAACGGAGUCAGGAAAUGGUUUGCGACUCAGAAGUCAUUCCAGUUUUAUGCGUCUUCUCUGCUGUUUGUAUAUGAAAACGAUCCUUCCAUGCCACCAAAUGUCCAAAUAGUUAUGAUCGAUUUCUCUCAUGUUUAUCCAUCAAACAAUCAACUUGAUACUAACUACAUUCAUGGUCUUGACAGAUUGUAUGCUGAGCUACAGGCAGCCCACAAUAAAUUCACAACGUUGUCGAAGUCGCAGACUUCCUAA
Necator americanus (New World hookworm) is the source of this 945-nucleotide messenger RNA. RefSeq lists its product as uncharacterized. Lineage: Eukaryota; Metazoa; Nematoda; Chromadorea; Rhabditida; Ancylostomatidae. Gene Ontology annotation, biological process: inositol phosphate biosynthetic process. The transcript has 12 exons. Gene Ontology annotation, molecular function: inositol-1,4,5-trisphosphate 3-kinase activity; inositol tetrakisphosphate kinase activity. Bases 1 to 945 code for a protein of 314 amino acids. Gene Ontology annotation, cellular component: cytoplasm; nucleus. The record is from RefSeq and is a predicted model, not a curated record.